Messenger RNA from Lactuca virosa, 879 nucleotides. NCBI's taxonomy places the organism in Eukaryota, Viridiplantae, Streptophyta, Magnoliopsida, Asterales, Asteraceae. The record is from the annotation of a GenBank genome assembly.
AUGUUGCAAAAUUACAAUGACCCGGAGAAGUGGUUGGCCGUCAAAAAUAGCAAAGUUUGGGAUCUAGAAGAUGAAACGAAGAAAGUUCAAAAGAGUUUGGAACUGAGCUUUGAUAAUCUCCCCAAUUCUAUGGCCAAGCAAUGCUUUGCAUAUUGUUCCAUCUUUAAGAAAGAUAAGGUUAUGGAAAGGGAGGAACUGGUCCGACUUUGGAUGGCUUUAGGGUUGGUUCAAGCAGAUGAGGAAAAAGACAAGGAGGUGGAGGAUGUGGGAAAUGAUAUUUUUCAAAUUUUGGUUUGCAAUUCAUUGUUCCAAGAUGUUGAAAGGGAUGAGUAUGGUCACAUCACUCGUUGUAGCAUACAUGAUUUGGUGCAUGAUCUUUCAUUAUCACUUUCAAAACAUGAAAACUUAUGUCUGGUGGAUGCGACAAAUGACGACAUUGCAUGUAUCCCUCAGGUUAAACAUCUCGCUUUUUACCAAGAAGAGAACGAGGAUGAUGAAUUCACAGCCAAGAACCGUGGAGGUGCCAAUGGAAACGAUGUGGGUGUAUUGGAAGGCUUGCAACCCCCACAAGAUGUAAAAAAAUUGACAAUUAUUAAUUUUUCUGGUGAUAAUUUUCCGGAUUGGGUGAUGAAGAUGGCAAUCCAUAUUGAAGGGAAAUGGACGCCCCUUGACAAGCUGGUGGAGAUUAGAUUAUCUGGAUGUAGCAGCUGCCUCUCUCUUCCGACGCUUGAGCACCUACCACAUCUUCGGGAACUUGAGUUAUUGGGAAUGGACAACUUGACAUGUUUAAGGAGUUGCGAUGUUACCGGAUCAACCAAGCCUUUGUCUCCAUCAUUGAGAUCGCUCCGACUAGAUCGUAUGGAAAGACUGGAAAAGUGA